AGAGGGAUGGAUGCUCGAGAGGAGGGGGAUGCUCGAGAGGAGGGGGAUGCUCCAAGAAGGAUGCUGUGUGGUAGGGUAGCGCUGUCGUACCACGUCAGCCUUGUGCACAUAACAGGGUUAGGUUGUAUUCUAAACUGGGUAGGUGACCACAGAACAAUUUUCAUAGACCGGAUUUAACACCUUUAUAUUUUUUUGAACACGGUGACAACCUUAAGAGAUAAAUACAGUUAAGGUCAAGUGGAAAAACGCCAACCUUUUCUACCAAAGGUCUCAAUUUGGAGGAAAAUAUUCUGGCUGUAGCUGAUAAAAGAGCUGUCCGUGGCGCUGAAUUCCAGAUCCACAGAGAUCCCCAGUUCACACCCAUGCUCUUGUGCCACUCCUGAUAUCUCCCGUUCCUAGCAGCAACCAGCCUCACCGCCAGAGCCAAGAUGGACGACGGCUAUGGACGAGACGGACGGCAGGACUUCAUCCGCGGCGCCAAAGACAUCGCCAAGGUGGUGAAGAAGCAGGCGGGCAAGAAGGUGGGCCGCAGYGUGGACAAAAUGGCCGACGAGUACACCAAGCGCUCGUACAAGCGCUUCGAGGAAGAGGACGAUGAUGACGACUACCCCGUGCAGCAGAGCCAAGAUGGCGACGGCUACUACCGCAACGACAGCCGGGCCAACGACGAMGAGGGCGGCCACAGCGACUCCACAGAAGGUCACGACGAAGACGAUGAGAUCUAUGAGGGCGAGUACCAGGGAAUCCCCCGGGCAGAGUCCGGAAAAACUGUUCCGGCGGACGGGAUUGCUCCCCAAGCUCAGAUCAGGGACCUGGCCCAGUUCGAGGCGGAGAGGAGGAAGGAUCAGGAGGAGYUGGCCCAGCAGUACGAGACCAUCCUGCAGGAGUGUGGCCAUGGGAAGUUCCAGUGGACGCUGUACUUUGUGCUGGGGCUGGCSCUSAUGGCAGACGGUGUGGAGAUCUUCGUGGUGGGCUUUGUGCUGCCCAGCGCAGAGAAGGACAUGUGUCUGUCAGAGGAAAGCAAGGGCAUGUUGGGUCUUAUUGUGUACCUGGGGAUGAUGGUGGGGGCCUUCCUGUGGGGCGGCCUGGCCGACCGGAUUGGACGGCGACAGACCCUCCUCAUUUCUCUCUCCAUCAACAGCGUGUUUGCCUUCUUCUCCUCCUUCGUUCAAGGAUACAGCUCCUUCCUUUUAUGCCGUCUGCUCUCCGGCGUGGGGUAAGGAAGGACGCUGUGU
Molecule: messenger RNA, 1235 nt
Organism: Salvelinus sp. IW2-2015
Lineage: Eukaryota; Metazoa; Chordata; Actinopteri; Salmoniformes; Salmonidae
Product: synaptic vesicle glycoprotein 2A
Biological process (GO): transmembrane transport
Cellular component (GO): neuron projection; synaptic vesicle membrane
Molecular function (GO): transmembrane transporter activity
Source: RefSeq, a predicted model, not a curated record